Sinocyclocheilus rhinocerous is the source of this 1300-nucleotide messenger RNA. Its product is annotated as suppressor of SWI4 1 homolog. Gene Ontology annotation, molecular function: rRNA binding. The record is from RefSeq and is a predicted model, not a curated record. The transcript has 8 exons. Gene Ontology annotation, cellular component: preribosome, large subunit precursor. The coding region runs from base 9 to 1082 and encodes 357 amino acids. Gene Ontology annotation, biological process: rRNA processing; ribosomal large subunit assembly. Lineage: Eukaryota; Metazoa; Chordata; Actinopteri; Cypriniformes; Cyprinidae.
UGGCCACCAUGUUCCAGAACAUGUUCCCCUCGAUCAACGUACACAAGCUCAACCUCAACAGCAUAAAGAGAUGUGUGCUGUUAAAUUAUGAUCCCGUGUCCCAGGAGGUGGAGUUUCGUCAUUACAGCCUGAAGGUGGUGCCCGUGGGCAUGAGUCGAGGGGUGAAGAAGCUCAUGCAGGAGAAGUUUCCCAACAUGAGCAAGCUGGAGGACAUCAGUGAGCUCCUCAUGAAAGGUGUCAACCUUUCAGAGAGCGAGGCAGAGCAGGACGGGGACCACAACAUCACAGAGUUGCCACAGGUGUACUCGGGUCGUGGAAACAUGGCCUCGCAGCAGAGCGCAGUUCGGCUGACUGAGAUUGGCCCCAGAAUGACUCUGCAGCUGGUGAAGAUAGUAGAAGGCAUGGGGGAAGGAAAAGUGCUUUAUCAUUCCUUCGUCUCGAAAACAGGGGAAGAGCUUCAGGAGAUGCUGAACAGGAAGGAGGCCCGUCUGAAAGAGAAAGAAGAACGGAAGAGAAAGCAAGAACAGAACAUUGCCCUAAAAAAAGAAAAACGAGAUCAGAACAAGAAAAGAAGCUUGGAUGGCAUCAAUAGAAAGCGGCAGCAGGAAGGGCAGGUAUCAGAUGAUGAAGUGGAGGAUCCUGGGAAACCGGAGGACCAGGCUCCAGCCGAGGAGUCUGAGGACGAAGCAGAGUAUUACAGACAGGCUGUGGGGGAGGAACCAGACGAAGACAUGUUUCCUGGUGCAAAAAGGAAGCGUGGUCUUGGAAAGUCCCCAAAACCCUUUAAAAAGAGGAAGCUGUCACCGGGGAAGGGCCCUCCUCAUGUCAAAAAGAGUUUUAAGUCGCCUGACAGGGGAAAUAAAUAUGGCGGAAAACGGUUUGGGGAUAGAAAACCGCUAGAGGGGAGAAACAGGUUUAGGAAGAGCGAAGGAGGCAAAAAGUUUGGCCAAAAAGGGGGAAAAGGCUGUAGAUUUGCAGGGCAGAAAAAGGAGAUGCUGGUAAGAAGUUUGGUGGACAGAAAUCAUUUAAAGGACGUGCUGUUACGAAACAACAGAAAGGUGCUAGAGGAAAAAAGGACUUGAAACACAACAAAGGGAAAAUCUGAAAGAACUGAAAGCGAGGUUGGACACAUCUAAACCACAAGAUGGAACUGUUGCUUCACUGAUGCAUCAUGUAUUAAAUGACUGAUGUAUCAUCACGACACAAAAACAUCAGCAAAUCAAUGCUGCUUUAUGUCAGACUUGUGGCUUGUAUAAAUGUUCAUAGAUUUGGAUACAUUUUACCAAUAAAUCCUUUUAAA